This is a messenger RNA of Ceratotherium simum simum (southern white rhinoceros), 1633 nucleotides long. Lineage: Eukaryota; Metazoa; Chordata; Mammalia; Perissodactyla; Rhinocerotidae. The record is from RefSeq and is a predicted model, not a curated record.
UUGCAAGGGGAAGGCAGUUUGUAGCCUAGAGCAGCCAUGAGGACUAUAUAAUAGGGAGAGGGACACCGAAGUUGCUAGACAGGCUGAAGCAGUGGCCUCCAACCUUUCUCAUCCUUUAUUCCCGAGUAAAGUAACUGUUUGCAAUGGCUGCUACUGUGAACUUGGAACUUGAUCCCAUUUUUUUGAAAGCACUAGGCUUCUUACAUUCAAAGAGUAAGGAUUCUGCUGAAAAGCUAAAGGCAUUGCUUGACGAAUCUUUAGCUCGAGGCGUUGAUUCAAGUUACCGUCCAUCUCAAAAGGAUGUGGAGCCACCCAAAAUUUCAAGCACAAAAACUAUUUCCAUUAAGCAAGAGCCCAAAACAUCAUCCAGUCUUCCUUCUGGCAGUAAUAAUGGCAAGGUCCUCACAACAGAGAAGGUCAAGAAGGAAGCUGAGAAGAGACCUGCGGAUAAGAUGAAGUCUGACAUCGCUGAAGUAGUUGAUCUUCCAAAGAAACCUAGACUGGAGAAGCCAGAGACACGGUCCUCUCCCAUUACCGUGCAGACCAGCAAGGACUUAGCUAUGGCUGACCUUUCCAGUUUUGAGGAGACGAGUGCUGACGAUUUUGCUAUGGAGAUGGGCUUGGCCUGUGUUGUUUGUCGGCAAAUGACGGUGGCAUCUGGUAAUCAAUUAGUGGAAUGUCAGGAGUGCCACAAUCUCUACCACCAAGAUUGCCAUAAGCCCCAGGUGACAGACAAGGAAGUGAACGACCCUCGCCUUGUGUGGUAUUGUGCCCGAUGUACUAGACAAAUGAAGAGAAUGGCUCAAAAAACUCAGAAACCACCCCAGAAACCAGCCCCCACUGUUGUUUCUGUAGCUCCAGCUGUCAAAGACCCGUUGAUUAAGAAACCAGAAACUAAACUCAAACAAGAGACAACUUUUCUAGCGUUUAAGAGAACGGAAGUCAAGCCAUCCACAGUGAUUUCAGGAAAUUCUUCUAGUACCAGUGUUUCCUCUUCAGUAACUAGUGGCCUAACUGGAUGGGCAGCUUUUGCAGCCAAAACUACUUCUUCUGGUCCAUCAACAGCAAAAUUGAGUUCAACAACCCAAAACAAUAGUGGGAAACCUGCUACCUCAUCAGCUAACCAGAAGCCUGUGGGUUUGACUGGUCUGGCAACCUCAUCCAAAGGUGGAAUUGGUUCCAAAAUAGGUUCCAGCAACAGCGCUGCACCAACUGUACCAUUGAAACCACCACCACCUCUGACUUUGGGCAAAACUAGCCUCAGUCGCUCGGUUAGUUGUGACAAUGUUAGCAAAGUAGGUCUUCCUAGUCCAAGUAGCUUAGUUCCAGGAAGCAGCAGCCAACUGAGUGGGAAUGGAAAUAGUGGGACAUCAGGGCCUGGCGGAAGUGCCACCAGCAAAACCACCUCGGAACCAAGCAGCUCUCCCUCUGCGUCCCUUAAAGGUCCAACUUCCCAGGAGUCACAGCUCAAUGCCAUGAAGCGAUUACAGAUGGUCAAGAAGAAGGCCGCCCAGAAGAAACUCAAGAAGUAAUGUGGCCAAGCAGGUUUUUAUAUCAUGUUACCCUAAAGAUUAAAAUCUUAUUAUUAGGACAUAAACUGUCAUACACUAUAAUUUAAUAAAAAUCUUCAUAA